CCUUUUCUUGUUUGUUGUUUAACGCCGCUAUCAGCAAUAUUCAGGCUAUAUGAGCAUCGAUCCACGCAAUUGGAACACCUGGUAACAUCACUGUUUGUGAUUGUGAUUCAUAAACACUCACGAUUUGGUCGGAAUCGGAAAACAAACUCUUGAUUUAUAAUGCUUAUGGAAAGUGUUUUGUUGCUUUUGUUAUUCUAUUUUAUGGAAGAUGUUUCGAGGAAUGCAGUCUUAAAGAAAACUCAGAGACAUUUGCACAUUGGAUCGUGUCUGUGUCUCUGCGCUCGCGUGCGUGCGUGCGUGCGUGCGUGCGUCGCCCUUGUAUGUCGGCAAUCGAGUCAGAUUUAACCAUCCGGAGUCUGGACAAAUCACUGAGAUAAUUAUCUGUCGAAGUAAUAGUCUAAGAUACCGAAAUAAAUGUUCAAAUGGGACGAAAGGAAUCCUACUGCGUGAGAAUAUCAAGGCUAGACGUCGUGGCCAAACGGACACAAGUCUGCUGUCGCCAUGGCUUCACUGCACUGACUUUGGCUUUGAACCCAUUGAACACGGUAUUCAAGAGACACCAUCGGAUUCUGCUACGUCACUAAUGCUUCCGGUUCCCAUGAGAUUGCGCAGUGCGAUCGAGCGGCAGUGCGCCAUGUGCUUUGAGUGAUGGUAGGACUGACGUGGUCGGUCACAGCACAAAUUUGUGAUUUUCGUUAGUCACGAGGUGGCUAAGUUUCGUAAUUGAUGACUAUAGUUGCACUACGUGUUAGUGUGACGCCUUUUAUUAACUUUUCACUAUCGACGCUGUCGAUUUUAGUGAGUGAAACGUACACGUGAGUGUACACCUGUUGAACACAGUAACCUGUAUUCGAAUCAUGGCCUCUAACGCAUCACAGCAAAAGAGACACUGCGAGGCUAUACCUGGCGGUAAACAUGCAGACAAAACUAAAUCAGGGCCUAAAUCACACCCCAAAGAGACACUGCGAGGCAGUGACUCGCUUGAAACCAGCUCUAAACAUCUUUUUUCGGGCGAGGUGACUGCAGAACAACCACGAGGUGGCGCUGAUACCAAUAUGGCAGCGCCUGAUCAACAAAACUUGCGUAGCGAGUUUUUUUACUUUGGUAAACUGAUUGCUGAUUCGAUCUCAGACAUUAAAUCAUCAAUCACUGCAGGGUUUGACGAACUAAAGCAGUCAGUUACUGACAAGCCAUACUAUGAGUAUGAAGAUGGCACUGAGAGUGACGCCUUUUACAUGCAUUACGAAGAUGAGUACGUCGAUGGGGAUGACGAACCCCUAAAGACGAAUGCGUGUGAAAACAAGACUGACGACAAGAUUGAGAGAUUGUUAAAUACCUGUGAAGGGGACCGUCAGAGUACACCCUCCACAAGUCAUGGUGAUAAGUUUCUUGUCACAAUUCAUGACCAGAUCAAAACUAAAGUGGUGAAGCCACAAAAAAGUUGGAGGACAUUGAAAAGUCUUGCAAAGCUGCUAACAAGGCUAGACCCAGGGACUACAACACAUUCACAAGGGGUCCGAGUAGAUUUCCAUAUAAAGGUCGCUAUCCCGGACGAGCACGACACAGGCCAUACAGGAGUGGACCAUAUCAGCCUUUUUUAGCCAAAAGAGGUGGAUACGCAGCCUUCAGGGAAAACAAGAGACUGAUGAAGCACGGCCAGAGCCAGUAGCACAGUCUAGUGAAACCCCGACAGCUGCAAACACCCAGUGUGAUCAGCCAGUGUUUGCAGAAACUUCAGA
Molecule: messenger RNA, 1739 nt
Organism: Haliotis rufescens (red abalone)
Lineage: Eukaryota; Metazoa; Mollusca; Gastropoda; Lepetellida; Haliotidae
Exons: 2
Coding region: 858-1601 (247 amino acids)
Source: RefSeq, a predicted model, not a curated record